AUGGGAGACGGGCAUCUCAGGCUGCUGCCAGGACUCUCAGUGCUGCUGUUGUUGACAUUCAGAGCUGCAGACGAGGCCCCGGGAGCCAACCCUUCCUUCCCUUCCUGCCUCUACCCUUGGACCCCCACUGGCGCCCUGCAUUACUUGGGCCUUCUGACCGUGGUCUCCCUCCCCACAGCCCCUGCCUCCACGGCCUGUGCUCCGUGGUGCCCCCCGCAGUCCACGUGUGUCAACGCCACUGCCUGUCGCUGUCUUCCGGGGUUCAGCUCUUCAUCUGGGGAGAUCGUCACCAGCCCCUCGGAGAGCUGCGAUGACAUCAACGAGUGUGAAGCCCCCUUUACAGUGUCCUGUGGGAAACUGGCAGAAUGCCAGAACACGGAGGGGCGCUACUACUGCGUGUGCUCCCCGGGUUACAGGCUUGUUUCUGGGGCAACACAUUUCAGUAACGAGAGUCAGAACACGUGUGAAGAUGCGGACUUGUGCAGCUCUUGGAGGCAUCCGUGUGACAACUCCACCUUCUGUGUCAGCACUCAGGGCUCAUACACAUGCCACUGCCUCCCAGGCUGGGUGCCCAAACCGGGGUUUCUGAAUAAACAGAGGACUACCCAGUGCGAAGAGAUCUCCUUCCCCGCCUGGACCCCUCCCCCUGGGAUCAAGAGCCAGAGUCUCUCCCGCUUCUUUGAAAAAGUCCAGGAUCUCAGCAGAGACUUCAAGCCUGCCUCGCCCCAGGACACCAUCAAGAAUCUCAUCAAGUCAUUGGACAAGCUACUGGAAGACCCUGGGGACCUGGAGGCCCUGGCCCUCCCUGACCGGCACCGCGUGGCCACCCACUUGCUGUCACAGCUCGAAGAAGUUCUGAGGACACUGGCCAAGGCCAUACCUGAAGCCUCCUUCACCUACCGUUCCCCUUCGGACACAGAGCUGUCCCUGAUGAUCCGGGAGCAAGGGAACGGAACUGUCACCGUGGGCCAGAGCCUCGCCCGGAUGCGGCUGAACUGGGCUGAGGCAGUUGGAGUCGGGGAGUCUGGCCCCACCGUGGCAGGCAUAUUCUCCAGCCGAAACAUGAAGAAAUUGCUGGCCAAUGCGUCCUUGAAGUUGGACCCUGAGGAGAAAGUCCAGCUGGAAAAGAUGCACGAAGGUCCCGUCAGUGGUGACCAGCCCAGGCUCCUGUCCGCUGUCAACACGGUCUUUCUGAGCAACAAGGACACGGAGAAACUAGACUCCCCUGUCGACUUCUCCUUCUCCCACCUUGUGGAGAAGUCCGGGCCACGGCAGGAGCUAAUCUGCGCCUUCUGGAAGGGUGACAAGGACAGUGGCGGGUACUGGGCCACCACAGGCUGCCGGAAGCUGGGCAGCGGGAAUGGCAGCACCACCUGCCGAUGCAGCCACCUGAGCAGUUUUGCCAUUCUCAUGGCCUACUAUGACAUGGAGGAGGAGGAUGCCGCCCUGGCUGUGAUCACCCAGGUGGGGCUGAGCCUCUCCCUGCUGUGCCUCCUCCUGGCGGCCCUCACCUUCCUGCUGUGCAAAGCCAUCCAGAACACCAGCACCUCCCUCCACCUGCAGCUCUGCAUCUGCCUCUUCCUGGCGCACCUGCUCUUCCUCACGGCCAUCAACAGAACUGAGGACAAGGUGCUGUGUGCCAUCAUCGCGGGUGCCUUGCACUACCUCUACCUGGCCGCCUUCACCUGGUUGCUGCUGGAGAGCCUGCACCUCUUCCUCACCGCACGCAACCUGACGGCGGUCAACUACUCCAGCGUGAGCAGGUUCAUGAAGAAGUUCAUGUUCCCUGUGGGCUACGGAGUCCCGGCUGUGAUUGUGGCCAUUUCUGCAGCUUCCAGGCCUCACCUUUAUGGAACAGCUGCCCGCUGCUGGCUCCACCCAGGAAAGGGAUUUCGAUGGGGCUUCCUUGGACCCGUCUGCGCCAUCAUCUCUGUCAAUCUAGCUUUCUUUCUGAUGACGCUCUGCAUUUUGAAAAGCAAACUCUCUUCCCUCAACACUGAGGUGUCCACCCUGCGCAAUACAAGGAUGCUGACGUUUAAAGCAAUGGCCCAGCUCUUCAUCCUGGGCUGCACGUGGUGUCUGGGAGUCCUGCAGGUGGGCCCAGCUGCCCGCGCCAUGGCCUAUCUCUUCACCAUCAUCAACAGCCUGCAGGGCGUCUUCAUCUUCCUGGUGUACUGCCUCCUCAGCCAGCAGGUCCGGGAGCAAUACAGGAAAUGGUUGGGAGGGGUCAGAAAAGCCAAAGCGGACUCUGAGAAGUACACCCUCUCCAGCAGGGCCACGUCUGACGCUUACAGGCCCAUCAGGAGAAAGUCCAAGUCACCAUGA
Molecule: messenger RNA, 2325 nt
Organism: Pteronotus mesoamericanus
Lineage: Eukaryota; Metazoa; Chordata; Mammalia; Chiroptera; Mormoopidae
Product: adhesion G protein-coupled receptor E2-like
Exons: 18
Coding region: 1-2325 (774 amino acids)
Biological process (GO): adenylate cyclase-activating G protein-coupled receptor signaling pathway; cell surface receptor signaling pathway
Cellular component (GO): plasma membrane
Molecular function (GO): calcium ion binding; G protein-coupled receptor activity
Source: RefSeq, a predicted model, not a curated record